Molecule: messenger RNA, 2114 nt
Organism: Harpegnathos saltator (Jerdon's jumping ant)
Lineage: Eukaryota; Metazoa; Arthropoda; Insecta; Hymenoptera; Formicidae
Product: zinc finger protein 880-like
Exons: 3
Coding region: 276-1037 (253 amino acids)
Source: RefSeq, a predicted model, not a curated record
AGUACACAUCGAAACGUGUCAGUUAUCAGUACUUUCAGGUAUCAGUAAUUAGUCGAACCACGAAGAAAAAUAAAGCUGUGCGGUUAUGCGUACAAAUUAUUGCGGCAUGCAGAUUGAAAAAGAUCAGUAUCUCAAUUAAAAGUGAAUCAAUAGAGAGAAACCGGAACAGGCUUUAAAGGGCAAACCGUGCGGCAAACGUUACAAAAAUGGAGCAGCAUUGAAAAGUGUAUAAGUAUACCUUAUCGACGUAAUAUCUGCGAACAAAACUUCUGAAGAUGGAUAUGAUAGAUCUGGCCAAGAUCGUUGAUACAAAUAAAUGGAGCAGAAACAACUACCAAAGCAGCAAAUUGCAGGAAGAUCUGUUAAACGACCUACGUUGUCUUCCGCCCAGCGAACAAGAAGGAAGCAAUGUUACGCAGCCGGGACCGUCUUCCGUGAGUGAUCCGUGCGGCGAUCCUCCCACCAGGGGGAGCGACACUAACAAAUACAAUAAAAUUUCAAAACAAUGCGACAUUUGCAAACAAAUCUUUCGCAGAAGACAUGAGUUGAUGGAUCAUUGCGAGAAGGUCCAUAAACGUAGCAUGUACAAAUGUGACCGUUGCGACUAUGAAACCAACCAUAAGAAUCACUUAAAAAGACACGAGAAAAUACACGUAAAAAAACGUCCGACCAAUAGCGGCGACUACGUGUGUACUGAGCCCGGCUGUAACAAGAGAUAUAAGAAUAAGCAUGAUUUCAUAUGCCACAUAAAGAUUUGUCAGUAUAAAAAUAAGAUGAAAAGCAAUAAUAUGGGAACGGGACCGUCCUCAGAGAGUAAUCUAUACUUCAGAAAAAAAAAAGAAAUGUACGAACUUUCUAGACAAUGCAGAAUUUGUGAUCAAAUGUUCCGUAAUAAGAAAAUGUUAAUAGAUCACUCAAUGAAGGUUCACCAACAUUGUGUGCACAUAUGUGAAGACAAAAAGUGCAAUUACGAAACCAACAAACUGCGAGACAUGCAAAAGCACUUUGUAAGAAUGCACACGACUAAUAAAAACUAAGUAUGUAGUGGGACCGGCUGUAACUGGGUGAGAAAAGAUCAGGAGUAGCUAAGGCAACACGUUCACCCUGACAAAUAAAACAAGACGACGCGUUCACUCUGACAAAUAAAAGAAAAGCAGUAUUGAAGACCUACGGCUGUCUUCAGAGAGCGACCUGUACGGCAAACAUUUCAGAAGAAGCCCCAGCAUUGAAAAGCCCAUAAAUAUGCCUCAUAAAUGCAAAAUCUGCAACGGAAUGUCUCUUUUUAAGUAAUAGUUGGAAAAAAUACCUCUUUACAUAUAGAUCUUUACAAACAAUCCAUAUACAACUGCAGCAAUGGUUAACUACGUAUUUAACAAGAAUCAUUUCCAAAGACCCAUUGCACGAAAUCACACGGACACUUAUGGCUAAGUGUGUACUGAGCCUGUCUGUGGAAGUAUAAAUAGUAGGCGGGUCUGAAGACGCACAUACAAUCGUCCUAUCAACCAGAAGAAAAGCAAAGCACAUGGAAAAUUAUGACUACGUGCUUGACAAGAAAAGCUGCUACAAGAAAUUCAAAACUUGAGGAGGAACUGAAGAAACAGGUAAAAUAUGACCUUUCCAAAGACACCUACUAAUGCCGAAAAUAUACUGAAGUAAACUCUAAUUUUUUAAAGCCCGGAAAGCACAGGAACGUGCGGAGAAAUCCAGAGAUUCAAUUUGUGAUAUAUGCUGAGACGACAAUUGUUUGUCCUGUCCGCAAUAAGAUGUAUAACAGCAGAAGAACUAUACUGGAGCACUGUAUACGUAUAUACUUGGAUAACCCUACAUCUGCAGUCUACAGCACGGGAUUCAUCCAGCGACGGUCUUUACGCAGUUAUAUGGAGAAGAGAUAUUCUAAUCCGGUCCUAAUCGAAUAAAAUGAUCAGGUAUCGAGAGCACUUUUGCAACAUUUCUAUAAGAACAAAAGACGAACAAGCUGUCGAGUCGAGUAGAGAAAGAACAAGAAGGACGCGAGGAAGUAGUUUAGUGCGUAAUAUGUUUAUAUACAGUUUAUUUAUACAUACAUGAGAACAUACACAUACACGCUCAACAUACGAGGUCUGGCAAAAGUACGG